Grus americana (Whooping crane) is the source of this 2996-nucleotide messenger RNA. RefSeq names its product CCR4-NOT transcription complex subunit 10 (gene CNOT10). Bases 741 to 2864 code for a protein of 707 amino acids. The record is from RefSeq and is a predicted model, not a curated record. Gene Ontology annotation, biological process: negative regulation of translation; mRNA catabolic process. Gene Ontology annotation, cellular component: CCR4-NOT complex. NCBI's taxonomy places the organism in Eukaryota, Metazoa, Chordata, Aves, Gruiformes, Gruidae. Gene Ontology annotation, molecular function: protein binding. The transcript has 20 exons.
CGCGCGGCAGGGGAGAUGGCGGCGGACAAGGCUGCGGAGCAAGGUACCGAGAAACAUGAAGGAGCAGGCACUUCUGGGAUUACUGAUCAGGAAAAGGAAUUGUCGAGCAGUGCGUUACAAGCUUUUCUGAUCCUGUCAAAUAGAGGAAAGGACAGCUGGCUGAUGAAAAACAUCACAAAAUAAGCUGAGCAUUUAAGGGCUCGAGGUUUUUAGUCCAACCAUAGUUAGAAGCGUUGUUGCUGUGAUCUGAAAGCUACUCCUGUUGAAGAGAAGCUCUGAGUGUGAACACAUAAAGAAAAUCAUUGGGAGAUGAACUGUCUCAAUUAAAGAGCAUGCCAGCAGUUGAGUUGCAAGUCCCUGUGUUUAUGCACGUGAUCAAGAUGCUGUUGAUACUGAAGGUUGUGGAAAUACUUUGUGUCAAUGUCCUGCUACAUCUGCCUGUAUGUUGUAUAACUCUGCUUUCGCAGGAGGGCAAAGGGACUGAGGUGGCUCUAUUGAGAGUAGCCUCAGAAUGGCAACUUGCUCAGGAAGAGCAGAAGGACCACAGAGCCUUUCUCUGUUGUAAUUCUUCCCUUAAUAGAGGAAGUUAGGCAGGAGCCCAGGAGAAGCUCCAUGGAACAGCACUUAAAAAAGGAGGAGGAAGUGGAGAGCAUAGCCUUUGAUUGUGAAGCAUUGACAGAGAUGGAAACAAAUCUGCAUAUCUGACUGACCGGACUGGAAGUAACCCUGAUACGGAGGAGAUGAAGGCUGGAAAUUAUGAUGCUUGUUUGCAACACCUAAAUACCCUUCAAGACAUAAACAAAGAUGACUACAAAAUAACUUUGAAUACUGCUGUUGCUGAGUUCUGUAAAAGUAACCAGACUACAACAGACAACUUGAGACAAACCCUUAACCAGCUGAAGAACCAGGUUCACUCUGCUGUUGAAGAAAUGGAUGGUUUAGAUGAUGUUGAAAAUAGUAUGCUGUACUACAAUCAAGCUGUUAUUCUGUAUCAUCUGCGUCAGUAUACCGAAGCUAUAUCCGUUGGGGAGAAGCUGUACCAGUUUAUAGAGCCUUUUGAAGAGAAGUUUGCCCAGGCUGUGUGCUUCUUGCUUGUAGACUUAUACCUGCUAACUUACCAAGCUGAGAAAGCCUUGCAUCUGCUUGCUGUUCUGGAAAAAAUGAUUUCACAGGGCAACAAUAACAGCAAGAAUGGAAAAGAGUCAGGUAAUAAUACAAAUAAAGAUUCCUCAAAUCAAAAAGCUGAAAGUGGAGCUUUAAUAGAAGUUGCUAAAUCUAAGAUACAUCAGUAUAAGGUGAGAGCCUAUAUCCAGAUGAAGUCACUAAAAGCAUGCAAAAGGGAGAUCAAGUCUGUUAUGAAUACAGCUGGGAAUUCAGCUCCUUCUCUCUUUCUUAAAAGCAAUUUUGAAUAUUUGAGGGGCAAUUAUCGUAAAGCGGUGAAACUUCUAAACAGUGCGAACAUUGCUGAACAUCCAGGCUUCAUGAAAACAGGUGAAUGCCUAAGGUGUAUGUUCUGGAACAAUCUUGGCUGCAUCCACUUUGCAAUGGGAAAGCACAAUUUAGGAAUUUUUUACUUCAAAAAAGCCUUGCAAGAAAACGAUAAUGCGUGUGCACAGCUAGGAACAGGCAGCUCAGAUCCAGGUAAAAAAUUUUCAGGGAGACCCAUGUGUACGCUACUGACUAACAAACGGUAUGAGUUGCUCUACAACUGUGGAAUUCAGCUCUUGCAUAUUGGGAGGCCCUUAGCUGCCUUUGAAUGCCUGAUUGAGGCAGUCCAGGUUUAUCACUCAAACCCUCGUCUUUGGUUGAGAAUAGCAGAAUGCUGCAUUGCUGCCAAUAAAGGGACAUCAGAACAAGAGACUAAAGGUCUUCCCAGCAAAAAGGGAAUUGUACAAUCUAUAGUAGGUCAAGGCUACCACCGUAAGAUAGUCCUAGCAUCCCAGUCAAUACAGAAUGUUGUUUAUAAUGAUGGGCAGUCCUCAGCAAUACCUGUAGCCAGUAUGGAGUUUGCAGCGAUUUGUCUAAGAAAUGCCUUGCUGCUACUGCCAGAAGACCAGCAGGAGCCAAAGCAGGAAAAUGGAUCUAAAGCUAGUAAUCAGCUGGGGGGAAAUACAGAAAACAGUGAAAGCAGUGAAGCAUGCAGCAAUAAAAGUCAUGAAGGGGAUAAAUUCAUUGCAGCUCCACCUUCUUCACCUUUGAAGAAACAGGAAUUAGAAAAUUUAAGGUGCUCAAUACUUGCGUGUAGUGCUUACGUGGCUCUGGCUUUGGGUGAUAACCUUAUGGCAUUGAAUCACGCAGAUAAACUUCUUCAGCAACCAAAGCUGUCAGGGUCUCUUAAGUUUCUUGGGCAUUUGUAUGCAGCAGAAGCUCUCAUCUCUCUAGACAGAAUAUCUGAUGCCAUCACUCACUUGAACCCUGAGAACGUCACUGAUGUUUCCCUCGGGAUCUCUUCAAAUGAGCAGGAUCAAGGGUCUGACAAAGGAGAGAAUGAGGCGAUGGAAUCUUCUGGCAAGCAGACCCCACAGUGUUAUCCUAGUUCGGUCACAUCUGCGCGAACAAUGAUGUUAUUUAACCUUGGAAGUGCUUACUGUUUGAGGAGUGAAUAUGACAAAGCUCGAAAGUGUCUUCAUCAGGCUGCUUCGCUGAUCCACCCCAAAGAGAUCCCUCCAGAGGCUAUUCUGCUGGCUGUAUAUCUUGAAUUACAGAAUGGUAACACGCAGCUGGCACUGCAGAUCAUCAAGAGAAACCAGCUUCUCCCUUCUGUGAAAACACUCUCUGACAUGCGGAAGAAGCCUGUGUUUCAGCCAGUCCACUCCAUCCAGCCCAUUCAGAUGCCGGCUUUCACCACUGUUCAAAGGAAGUGAGGUCAUGCUUCAACCUGCUGCUGCCCUGCCCAGGAGGGUGGGGGAUUUUGUAUAUUUUUUUUAACCUAGGACACCUGCAUACCCCAAUUGCUGGAGUGUGUUCAUUUAUGUAAAUUUUUAAUAAAACAUAAA